This is a messenger RNA of Scatophagus argus, 1950 nucleotides long. RefSeq names its product T-box transcription factor Ta (gene tbxta). The transcript has 8 exons. The coding region runs from base 252 to 1517 and encodes 421 amino acids. Gene Ontology annotation, biological process: cell fate specification; heart morphogenesis; positive regulation of DNA-templated transcription. Lineage: Eukaryota; Metazoa; Chordata; Actinopteri; Scatophagidae. The record is from RefSeq and is a predicted model, not a curated record. Gene Ontology annotation, molecular function: DNA-binding transcription factor activity, RNA polymerase II-specific; RNA polymerase II cis-regulatory region sequence-specific DNA binding. Gene Ontology annotation, cellular component: nucleus.
AGAUAGAGGUUGGUCUGGCGUGGGGGCGGCCUUUGGAGACGUUCGGUCAGGGAGGGGAGAUGUGUGUGCUCAAACCACGCCCCGAAUCCCCAUGAGGUCCCUGGGGGCCCUUAAAUGGUGAGGCCUCAAGGUUUAGGGACCAGUAUCACUCGGGCCUUCUCUCUCUCUCUCUCUGUCAACGACAGUCUCAGAGUCAGUGAGCCCCUGCACUAAAAGUCUUGGAUUCAGGUCUGUCUACACUACUUGGAAAUAUGACUUCAUCCAACCCCGACCAGCGCCUCGAGCAUCUCCUGAGCGCCGUGGAGAGUGAGUUCCAGAAGGGCAGCGAGAAGGGAGACGCGUCGGAGAGGGAUAUUAAACUGACGCUGGAUGAUGCGGACUUAUGGAUCAAGUUCAAAGAGUUAACCAACGAGAUGAUUGUCACCAAAACUGGGAGGAGGAUGUUUCCUGUGCUGAGGGCCAGCGUCACCGGCCUUGACCCCAACGCCAUGUACUCGGUGCUGCUGGAUUUCGUGGCUGCGGACAACAACCGAUGGAAAUACGUGAACGGAGAGUGGGUCCCCGGCGGCAAACCGGAGCCCCAGAGCCCCAGUUGCGUCUACAUCCACCCGGACUCCCCCAAUUUCGGAGCGCACUGGAUGAAAGCGCCCGUCUCCUUCAGCAAAGUGAAACUCUCCAAUAAACUCAACGGGGGCGGCCAGAUCAUGCUGAAUUCCCUGCACAAGUACGAGCCGAGGAUACACAUCGUGAAGGUUGGAGGCAUCCAGAAGAUGAUCAGCAGUCAGUCUUUCCCUGAAACUCAGUUCAUCGCUGUCACUGCCUACCAGAAUGAAGAGAUUACUGCCCUGAAGAUAAAACACAAUCCAUUUGCUAAAGCCUUCUUGGAUGCCAAAGAAAGGAGCGACCACAAAGAAGUCCCUGAUCACAGUGCAGACAGCCAACAGUCUGGCUACUCUCAGCUUGGAGGUUGGUUCAUUCCAGGCCAGACUCCUAUCUGCCCCAGCAGCAGCCCUCCUCAGUUCAGUGGCACAGCGGGCCACUCCUCUGGCUCCUACUGUGAGCGCUACUCCAGCCUGAGGAGCCACAGAGCUGCCCCGUACCCCAGCCACUACCCCCACCGCACCUCCAGCACGAACAACUACAUGGACAACACUUCAGGAGCUCUGCCCGCUCAUGACAGUUGGUCCGCUCUUCAGAUCCCCAGCUCCACAGGCAUGGGCACUCUGUCCCACACCACCAACUCUACAUCUAAUUCUAGUCAGUACCCCAGCCUAUGGUCGGUAGCUGGCACUACCCUCACCCCUUCAGGCUCACCCUCAGGCUCCAUACCUGGAGGUUUGACUUCCCAGUUCCUGAGGGGCUCCUCCUACACGGGCCUGACCUCCUCGCUGCCCGUUUCCUCGCCUUCCUCCAUGUACGACCCCAGCCUGAGUGAGGUCGGUGUUGGGGAUGCCCAGUUCGAGAGCUCUAUCGCCAGACUGACCGCGUCCUGGGCGCCUGUCGCUCAGAGCUACUGAGCUCUGAAAACUUCAGCAUCUCUGAAGGCUUGGGACUGAAUAGAAUAUCUUGGAGAACAUGUGGAAAUGUCACAAGGCCUGCAAGGAUCUCCUUUGACUCCUUUUAUGAAAAUGCUUAGAAUAUUCAUUCCAGAGCUUGUAAUCUUAAGAAAAGGUGUAAAGUUAGGCUGGAGUCAUGCUGAACAAAGUUGAUAUGCAAAGACAGGACUUGAAAGACAAUCACCACCUUCCAUGCAGGACAAAAUCAAAGAAGAAUAUUGAGCUUUAGAACAGCUGCAUGGUCAGAACUCCUUCUUUGCUCUUAGUAAUUCCCAACAUGCUUAUUACACAUUUAUAACAUGUUUAUUACACCUUUUUCAAACUCCUUGAGUUCCUUACAAGCAAACAACUGAACAAUCCUUGAUAUUUUAGUUUUUAUUCUUAAAUAUAUAAG